AUUGGAUGGAACUGGAAGUGAAACGUGAGAGUGGGAGGCAUAACCGAACAGGCCGGAUUGGUACCGCGUUUCCAAACAAGACCUCGCUCACCUCGCUCCCUUCUCAGUGUUGAAGCUCCAAAGUUUCCUCUCUAUGAAGCCCCAAAUAUCAACAACCGACUGCUUAAAGUAAGGUCUGGAAGACAAGAUGACGAAGGUUGACCAGGCAUCUGCUGUUGAAUCUCGGCGUGCUCAGAUGACUGGAACGAGUACUUCGCCUGCUGCAACUACUAGUAGUUCAAGGAUCUCCAUGUUUGGAGCAAAGUCUGGGUUUGUUAUCCCGAAAAAUAAAUUAUCAGGCUCUAUGGUUCCCAUCUUCCGGGCUGGUAAAAAAUUGGGAAGUAGUGAUGGGGCAAAUGAAGAAAGUACCAAAACGGUUCAGAGAAAAACUAAAUGGGGCCCUGAUCUGACACAGGAUGCUGCUGUCAGAAGAGGAACAGCUUUAGCUUAUCAGACUCGGGUGGAUCAAAUUACACUACAGCUAAAGUCAGGAGUACUGGAGAUUGGCGACAAUCAAGAUUCAUCAUUGGUAGCCCAGGUUCCUGAUCAGGAGUUUCCCAGCCAUCAGAAUAACAGUGAGAUUUCAGAACUGUUGGAACUUGAAAGACGGGAAGUUAUUGGUGAGAUAUUGAAGUUAAAUCCAAGUUACAAAGCCCCACCGGAUUAUAAACCAUUGUUGAAAGAGGCCAGAGUUCCUAUCCCUGUGAAAGAAUAUCCUGGGUACAAUUUCAUUGGCUUAAUAUUUGGGCCUGGGAGUGAUACUCUAAAGCGUCUAGAAAAGGAAACUGGAGCAAAGGUACAAGUAUAUGGUAACAAAGCGGAUACAGGACAGAAGGUUGAAAUUACUCCAUCUGAUGGAAUCCAGAGUGCUCAUGAAGAAUUAUAUCUUCAUAUAUCAGCCGAGACAUUUGAGAAAGUUGAUGCUGCAGUCGCGCUGAUUGAAUUGCUAGUCACUCCGGUUUCAGGAAAUCCAGCUGCUGUUUCCACCACACCAACUUCAGUUUCUGGGGAUAAUGUGAAUGUUCAUAAUCAAAGCCAGGAAGUGGUCCCUACUACUGUGGUAAACCCAGGAGUGGUGCAACCAGUGUCAGGUCCUUCACAAACUCCUCCACAAGGUCAGUUUCAAUACCCUGGACCAUGGUUUCCCAUUGGCCCUCCUCCCAUUCCAAUGCACCCGCCUUCUGGCUUCAUUCCCCCAUCGAAUCCUUCAGCACAAAUUCUCAACAAUCCUCCUCAUCUACCAUCACCGUCUUUCAGUGCUUCAAACAUGCCUUCAUUGUUUGGGCCUCGGCCAUCACCAGCAGCUGGAUUUGGCUCAGUACUCCGAAACCCAUCUCCUGUUCCCCUCAGGCCACAGUCAUCAAUUCAGAUGCUGCAGCGGCCAUACAUGCCUCAGGCAAAUCUGCCAAUGUUGGCUCAGCACCCAUUAUCGGCUCAACCUAAUGUUUCAGCUCCUCUUCCAUUUCCUGUCAACCAAGCCACACCUCUGGGACCACCAACAACUGGAAGGCCUUCAAUGCCUUUGUUGCCUCAAUCUGUACCAAACCUUCUUUCAGGACCACUACCUGACCGGCCCAUAACCCCUGCUGGGAGCUCUACUGGAUGGCCCAGAGUGCCAUUAGGCACUCCAGCAUCCCUAGGCCCAAACCAAAUGGUGCAGAUGACCACAUCAAUGGUUCCUGGAGUUCCACGGCCUGUUGUAGCAUCUGUAGCACCACCAUCAAAUAUCUCAGCAGCCAAUAUGGUAUCACCUGUAACCUUUUCAUCCCGGCCAUCUGCUCCCCAAUUACCCAGCACACAGCAGAACCGUCCCAUUACACCCCCAACCUUUGCUUCUGUUCCACCACCUCAGAUGGGGCCCUCCCCUACAACUCCAGUUUCUCUCCCUCCAGCACCUGUACCUCCACAAAUGCAACCAUUAACUACACCGGCACCAAUUCCUAACCCAUCCCCAAGGCCUGUAUUGGGGUCCACUCCAGUUCCUUCAUCAAUGCCAUCAUCUACACCCCCAACACCUCUGCAGUUUGGGAUUCCAAGUUCUGUUUCUGGAGGUAUCCCUAGCUUCACUUCUGUAAGGCCUCCUCCUGUAGCAACUCUGAUACCACAAAGGCCAAGUUCCAGUGAUUUCACUUUUCAGCCUCAUCAGCCACUUAAUGCAGUCUCCCAGGCUGUUCCCAUGCCUAGCAGUCAACCUACAACUCAGAAUCCUCUGCCCCCUAAACCAAUUAUGCAACCUCCUAUGGCACCGCAACCGCCAUCUUUCAGGGUGGCCAUGCACAAUUCAACUCCCCCAGCCACCAUGCCCCCGUUUCUGAGGCCACAGGUUAACAAUCAGAUGGGUCCACCUCAUUCCCAAAUAUCUGCUGCAUCCUUUCCUGGAAUGCCAUCUUCCUUGUCUCCCAUGUCAGCUCCUCUCAGACCCCCAGCAUUUCAAAGUCCAAGUUCUGUUGCAGCUGCAAUUCCAGUCCCACAAAGGGGACCAGGGAACUUCAACCCAGUUCGCCAAAUCUCCAAUUUGCCUGGUCCUUUCCCUUCCAGAUCAGGAAAUGCUAUGCAACUCCAGCAGAACUUUCCAGCUCCACCAGCUCGGCCAGGAAACCCAUCAGCCCCAAAUCAGCACUUUGGCAACAUGUCCUUUGCUUCUCCUAGACCAGCCUCUGGCCCUCAUGGAGCACCGCAAAUAUAUGAUCCAUUCUCCCCGACUUCUGUGCCUCGUGCACCUCCGCAGCAGGGAGGUAAUCCAGCAAAGCUGAGAAAACAGGAGAAUGACCCAGAGUACGAGGACUUGAUGGCCUCUGUUGGAGUAAAAUAACUAUGGUUUUGGUGAGGCAAUUGGUAGGGUGAAAUUGAGUUGGGUGAUGUAGGGAUCCAAAUAGAAGGAAAUGAAAUUUCACAGGUUUCUAGACAUUCAAUUGACCUCUUCUUCUCUGAAGUCUAAUAUCUCCUGAACAGAGAAAUAUGUCGUUAAAGUACUAUUCACUAUUUCCUCUCCUGAUUACUGAUUGUAUCCCCUUAUUUUGAAAUCUGCUUGCUUCUUUUAUAUGGUUCAAAGUUAUGAACUAGUCAGGCACUAUAAUAUUGGAAAGACGUUCAUUUUUUUAUGUUAUUUACUAUAGCAA
Vitis riparia (riverbank grape) is the source of this 3158-nucleotide messenger RNA. Its product is annotated as proline-rich protein 36-like. The coding region runs from base 188 to 2851 and encodes 887 amino acids. The record is from RefSeq and is a predicted model, not a curated record. Gene Ontology annotation, molecular function: mRNA binding. Gene Ontology annotation, biological process: regulation of mRNA splicing, via spliceosome. Gene Ontology annotation, cellular component: nucleus. The transcript is spliced from 9 exons. NCBI's taxonomy places the organism in Eukaryota, Viridiplantae, Streptophyta, Magnoliopsida, Vitales, Vitaceae.